Molecule: messenger RNA, 1485 nt
Organism: Zingiber officinale
Lineage: Eukaryota; Viridiplantae; Streptophyta; Magnoliopsida; Zingiberales; Zingiberaceae
Product: OVARIAN TUMOR DOMAIN-containing deubiquitinating enzyme 9-like
Exons: 13
Coding region: 505-1284 (259 amino acids)
Biological process (GO): protein deubiquitination
Molecular function (GO): cysteine-type deubiquitinase activity
Source: RefSeq, a predicted model, not a curated record
UCUUCGUGCGACCCUCAAUAAUGUGGCGUGGCGUCUCGAAGUCGGCUCCUUCUUGGGGCCUUCUCUCGGAAAUAAACAAAAAUCUGACUCUUCUUUUGGAUCGUUCUUCGUCAGGUUUGCCGCCUUUGGUGCCAGAUAGCUUUGCUUCGAUAGCAAGUAUGCUCCUCUCUCUCUCUCUAUAUCUCGGUGGAUGGAUGUUUCGUAGGGCGAUCGUGAAGUAGAGUCACUUCGUUCUGGAACUCGUCCUGACGGAAUGAAAACAGAUCCUGAUAUUCUUCGGUGGGGUCUCCAUCUCUAAUGAUCCAUUGUUGAACUCCACAUAUUUUGUGACCACUCAUCAAAACGGAAGAACUUUCACGAGUUGCUAUUGUGGAAGCAUCUGGAUCUUUACAUACAACUAAAGAGCAGUUGCAAUCAUCUGUGCUCGGUCAAAAUUGGUUGGCUUUGUCUUUCCCUAGAGAGAGUAAUUCAGGGAGUGUUUCUCUUAACAGAGAUUUAGGAAAUAUGGAGGCCUCUACGUCACUGCCAAUGUCUGAUGGAAAUUUGAGUUGUGAGGGACCGGUCGAGAUAGAAUUUGCAGAUGACUUCUCUGCUCUAGAUGGUGAAGUAUGCAGGAGACUGAAUCACAUGACUCCUGUACCUCACAUUCCAAAAAUUAAUGGAGAUAUUCCUUCAGUUGAUGAAGAAAUUUCAGAUCAUCAAAGGCUUCUUGACCGGUUAAAGUUGUAUGAUUUGGUUGAGCUAAAGGUUCAAGGUGAUGGAAACUGUCAGGUGCAUCCUUUCAAGAGUGAGAAAAGUAGUAGUAAAUCUUAUGACACUCGCCCGACAAAGCUCUUUUUGUAUUGUGAAUUGCCUCAACAUAUUUACCAUGCCUGGGCGAACAUAAAUUUUCGGGCACUAUCUGAUCAAUUUUAUCGUACACCUGAGCACCAUAAGUUUGUGAGAGAUCAAGUUGUUGAUCAGCUGAAGUCUCAUCGUGAGGUGUAUGAGGGUUAUGUACCCAUGUCAUUUGAUGAAUACCUUAGGAAGAUGUGCAAAAGUGGAGAAUGGGGAGACCAUGUGACGUUACAAGCAGCUGCUGAUUCAUAUGGUGUUAAAAUAUUCAUUCUGACUUCCUUCAAGGACACCUGCUACAUUGAGAUACUUCCUAGUGUUGAGAAAUCUAAACGGGUUAUAUGUUUGAGCUUUUGGGCCGAAGUGCACUACAACUCAAUCUAUCCAGAAGGAGAGUUUCCUGCCAUGGAAUGUAAGAAGAAGAAAAGGUGGUGGCACUUUGGUAUUUGAGAUCUCUAUCGUGUUCGGGUUGCAUGAUGGCCAGCGAUACGAGGAAGAAGGAAGCAUUGUAGGCAUGUAUACAUCAAUGCUUGUCCAUACUGUACACACAAUUUUCAUUGCAUCAUUUGUAAAGAAAAGUAAAACGAUAAAAAAGGUAAACAACUUCAUUCUUGUGCAACUCAUCAUAAUUAUAAAUCCAUUUCUCAUAAA